AUGCCAAAACUGCUUAAUUUAACAAAGGCUUUUGCGGUUGUUGUCUCCUCUCUGUUUAGAUUCAUUCCAAAAAUACUAACGGUAAUGCCGAUGGUUGUUAUAAUUCACAAAUUUUGGGAAUAUGACUUACCAAAUGGACCUAACUUUUGGGAUCGCAACACUGAAUUCCUUGCAAUAGAAAGUGCUAAUCAGCAGGUUCACUAUGAUGGGAAGGGCUUAGUAUUUUGUAGGUUUCCCACAUAUCCAUCCCGUCGUCAACAGAAGGGCAGUUCAAGUAAGGAAUUUUGUCAUACGUGGUUUAAAAUUUGGUUUGCAGUAUAUGUGAAAACUUUGCUUUUGAUACCAUACUGCUUUUUAUAUUUCAGGGUUUAUCACAUUCUCUGCAGUAAUUGGUUUGGUUUCAUGAGUGUCUUUUCGCACAUUGGUCCUAAUGGUCACAAAUUGGAAAUGCCAACAAUGGUUAACACAAAUCAUCUGUUGUUGCCAAAAACAUUAUGCAAGUUUGUAGAACUCUCAGAAAUCAAGAGGCAAGGUCACAAAUAUUAUGGUCUGUCCCACCACAAUGACAAAACUGAGGCACUGUCUACUUAUUUACAGCACAUCGGUGCUCCUUCCACUGUAUCGAAUGUCAAACAUGCCUCAGUAAGCACUGGAAUCCUCUAUCAUUGCUUUGUUCCCAAGUAUCCUGAACAACUUUUUAGACUAAUGCUUUUGAAAAUUUCAUCAGCAAAUAAAUAUUAA
Molecule: messenger RNA, 741 nt
Organism: Echinococcus granulosus
Lineage: Eukaryota; Metazoa; Platyhelminthes; Cestoda; Cyclophyllidea; Taeniidae
Exons: 7
Coding region: 1-741 (246 amino acids)
Source: RefSeq, a predicted model, not a curated record